GCUACAUCCACCCGGCGAAAAAAGUGGACACGAGUCGUCGGUGUGCUCCCUGAGACCGGUAAUUUAUAACCAAGCCUUGCCCAGCCAUGCCAUCCGACUUAGCCAAGAAGAAGGCGGCAAAGAAGAAGGAGGCCGCGAAGGCUCGCCAGCGCACCAAGAAACCCGAGGAUGGAUCCGAGGAAGGUGAACAAGGAGAGACCGAGCUUAAUGGAGCACAAAGCAAUGGUAUCGCCAGUUUGACAAAGGAACUGGAUGAAUUUGAGCUGGCCAAGGCAGAAGCUCGGGCAGUGACCGGCGUUCUGGCCUCGCACCCCAACAGCACUGAUGUCCACGUCGCCAGCCUGUCGCUCACUUUCCACGGCCAGGAGCUGCUAGCAGACACCAGCCUCGAGCUCAACUCAGGCAGACGCUAUGGCCUCAUUGGCCUUAACGGCACAGGAAAAUCCAUGCUGUUGUCAGCCAUUGGGGCCCGUGAAAUUCCCAUUCCAGAGCAUAUAGAUAUUUACCACUUGACCCGGGAGAUGCCACCCAGCGAAAAGACGGCUCUGCACUGUGUCAUGGAGGUGGACGAGCAGAGGAUCAUGCUGGAGAAGGAAGCAGAGAGACUUGCCGCCGAGGACUCGGAGUGUGAGAAGCUGAUGGAGCUGUACGAGCGUCUGGAGGAGCUGGACGCAGACAAGGCAGAGGUGCGAGCCUCUCGGAUCCUCCACGGUUUGGGUUUCAGCGGCGAGAUGCAGCGGAAGAAAAUGAAGGACUUCAGUGGAGGCUGGAGGAUGCGCGUUGCUCUGGCCAGAGCUCUGUUCAUCAAGCCUUUCAUGUUGCUGCUGGAUGAGCCCACUAACCACUUGGAUCUGGAUGCCUGUGUGUGGUUGGAAGAGGAGCUCAAGACAUUCAAGCGAAUCCUCGUGCUCAUCUCCCACUCUCAAGACUUCCUGAACGGUGUGUGCACCAACAUCAUCAACCUGAAUCUGAGAAAGCUGAAAUACUACACGGGUAACUAUGACCAGUAUAUUAAGACCAGGGAGGAGCUGGAAGAGAACCAGAUGAAGCGCUUCAAUUGGGAGCAGGACCAGAUAACACACAUGAAGAAUUACAUUGCCAGGUUUGGUCACGGUUCUGCAAAGCUGGCGCGACAGGCGCAGAGUAAGGAGAAGACACUGCAGAAGAUGGUGGCAUCAGGCUUGACUGAAAAAGUUGUGAAUGACAAGACUCUGUCAUUUUAUUUUCCUCCCUGUGGGAAGAUUCCUCCUCCUGUUAUCAUGGUUCAGAAUGUGAGCUUCAAGUACAGCGACGACACACCGCACAUAUAUAAAAACCUGGAGUUUGGUAUCGACUUGGAUACACGAGUGGCUCUGGUGGGGCCCAAUGGAGCAGGAAAGUCCACGCUGCUGAAGCUGCUGAUGGGAGAGCUCCUACCCUGUGAUGGCAUGAUCCGCAAGCAUUCUCACGUCAAGAUAGGCAGAUAUCACCAGCAUCUGACAGAGCAGCUGGAGCUGGACCUGUCUCCGCUGGAGUACAUGAUGAAGUGUUACCCUGCUAUCAAAGAAAAGGAGGAGAUGAGGAAGAUCAUUGGUCGCUACGGCCUGACGGGAAAACAGCAGGUCAGUCCGAUCAGGAACUUGUCAGAUGGCCAGAAAUGUCGGGUGUGUUUUGCCUGGCUGGCCUGGCAGAACCCUCACAUGCUGUUCCUUGACGAGCCCACCAAUCACUUGGAUAUCGAGACUAUCGACGCGUUGGCAGAAGCCAUCAACGAGUUUGAUGGCGGCAUGAUGCUUGUUAGCCACGACUUCAGGCUCAUCCAGCAGGUGGCUCAGGAGAUCUGGAUCUGCGAGAAUCAAACCAUCACAAAGUGGAACAGGGACAUCCUGGCCUACAAGGAGCACUUGAAAUCAAGGAUUGCGAAUCAACCGCAUGACAUCUAAACAACAACAACAAAAACAACAACAAAAAAGAGCAAACGUCACACUCUCGAGCCACUCCUUUACCUUGCAUCAUGGAUUCAAACCUGCGAGCUCCCUAAUGACGAGGCGAGCGGGGGAAACGUCCUUUACUAGAACUGAAACAAUCUCUUAUGCAUCUUAUUGGACAUGUCCGUUGUACAUGUUGUACUGUAUUUCCAUCUCCAGUAUAACAGUGCUGCAUUGUGCUUAACUUGACCCCACCUUCACCUCCACCCUUCCUCCUCCUCUUCCUUUCCUCCCCCUUUCACCUCAGGCUGCACUCUGAUUGGCUGAUUUCACCUGAAGCAUCUCAGUGCAUUUUGGAUUGCAUUCCAUUGUGCUGUCUUCAUAGAAAAGUUUUAUUUUUCCAAAAUGUUAUGUUUUAUCCCAAUAAAGUAUGCAGCAGCUUUUUAGGUCAUAUUUUAUGAUAUUUAAAAGUUGAUUUCUUUUUCUUUUUUUUUUGGUGUAUUUUUCUUUUUUUGUUUCCCCCUUUCCUCCUCUUCUUCCUCCUCCUCAUCCUCCAGUGGUGUAAAAGAGCAUUUCUUGCCUUAUUUAACAUUGUAAUGCAAUAAAGGUUUGUCUGAAAUAAACAGAACAUAAAAACAGCA
This is a messenger RNA of Scomber scombrus (Atlantic mackerel), 2548 nucleotides long. It is a transcript of the gene abcf2b, whose product is annotated as ATP-binding cassette, sub-family F (GCN20), member 2b. Lineage: Eukaryota; Metazoa; Chordata; Actinopteri; Scombriformes; Scombridae. Gene Ontology annotation, molecular function: ATP hydrolysis activity; ATP binding. The transcript is spliced from 15 exons. The record is from RefSeq and is a predicted model, not a curated record. The coding region runs from base 87 to 1922 and encodes 611 amino acids.